Messenger RNA from Petromyzon marinus (sea lamprey), 5628 nucleotides. The record is from RefSeq and is a predicted model, not a curated record. Lineage: Eukaryota; Metazoa; Chordata; Hyperoartia; Petromyzontiformes; Petromyzontidae.
AUGUCCUCCGACUGCUGUCACUCAGGUGGCUGCCCGGGUGCCGCCCGCACCCUCUCGCCGAGGAUGAAAUGCCACCGUGGGCAGGAUUUCGCGGCGCUGAGAGACGCGGCCCUCGCUCAUUGCAGUCCCUUUGAGGAUCCCUGCUUCCCGGCAGGGCCCACAUCACUGGGGUACGAUAAGCUGGGGCCCUGCAGCAGGUUCAGCGACGGCAUCGUCUGGAGGAGGCCAUGGGAGAUCACCAGUGACCCCCACUUCAUCGUGCGAGGAGCCAGCAGAUUUGACCUGUGCCAAGGAAAGCUCGGAGACUGCUGGUUCCUGGCAGCCAUCUCGUCGCUGACUCUCAACGAGAGGCUCCUGGGCCGCGUGGUGCCAAUGCAGCAAGGAUUCGGCACGCGCCACGCCUACGCCGGAAUCUUCCACUUCAAAUUCUGGCGGUACGGCGAGUGGGUGGACGUGGUGGUGGACGACAGGCUGCCCACGCUCAAGGGGAAGCUGGCGUUUGUGAGGUCAUGCGAGAGCAACGAGUUCUGGGGAGCCCUGCUGGAAAAAGCUUAUGCCAAGGUGUGCGGCUCGUACGAGGCGCUGAGGUCGGGCCGCUUCACCGAGGCGCUGGUGGACUUUACGGGAGGCGUCAAGGAGCAUUACCUCCUCGGCGAGGCGCCGCCGCCCAACCUGUGGCUCUUCCUGAAGCGGGCAGAGAACGCCGGCUCCCUCAUGGGGGCGGCCACCCACCCUCGCCCGCACCCCGGGAAGCCGGCGGCGCGCGGGGACGCAAGCUUCCUGGGCCCUCACUUCGCCUGGCGCCACGAGGACGAUUGCUCCGGGCCGAGCCCCCGGUACGGCUGGGGCCGCGACUUCGGCGGCCUACGGCCCAGCGCCUCCUUCUCCUCCUCCUCCUCGUCGUUGUCGUGCUCCGGCGUGGGCGAGCGUGUGCCGCGCACGCGGCCGGAGCAGAAGACCCGCGAUGGGCUGGUGCUGGGCCACGCGUACUCCAUCACCGGCGUGGAGAGGGUGAAGGUGGACGGCGAGGUGGUGGAACUGGUGAGGUUGAGGAACCCGUGGGGCAAGGUGGAGUGGAACGGCGCGUGGAGCGACAGGCAUGGACCCACGGACCAAAUGCUUCGCUCGCGUUUCCCUCGGGCAGCAAACUUAGCAGCUCCAAAUAACCAAUACCAAUACCCCCGACAUUCGUUGCUAAGUGCCGGUGAUGUCACCGCAGUGCUUGUGCCACGACGCACUCGUAAGAUGGGUUUGUUCGUCGACGAGACCGUGAGGGACGGUGCCGGCUUGGGGAGCUCACCGGUGUGGAAAUGUGUUGACUGCGACGCCAAGAGGAAGCUGCAGGUGAAAUUGGAAGACGGCGAAUUUUGGAUGUCCUUGGAGGACUUCAGGAGACACUUCAAGAGGCUGGACGUGUGCCACCUGACGCCAGACGACGUGCAGAACGGCCCUCGCAAGACCUGGACCGUCACUAUGUACCAGGGCAGCUGGCAGGCCGGCCACUCUGCCGGGGGCACCUGCAAAGAGACGUUCUGGAAGAACCCCCAGUACCUGCUGGAUCUUCACGAGGCGGACGCGGAGCAGGAGGAGGGCGAUGGCGGCGACGGCGGCGGUGGCUGCGGUGGUGGCGGCGGCGGUGGCGGUGGCUGCGGUGGCGGUGGCGGCGAGUCCGCGCUCUGCAGCCUCAUCGUGUCGCUCAUGCAGAAGCCGCGCGACGCUCAGCGCAACCGCGCGCCCUGGUUCUCCAUCGGCUUCGCCAUCUACAAGGUUGUUGUUGGUUUUGCGUUCUUCAAAUCGCGCGCUCGACCAUACUUCACCGCACCGGUCGGUGCCGCCGUGUCGCAGGCGUGCGGGCGGCGUCUGUCCCGGGAGGAGCUGCGUGCCGCUGCGCCCGUGGCGCUGCUCGAGCGCUUCGAGGCGCUGCGCGAGGUGAGCCAGCGCCUGCUGCUGCCCCCGGGCCGCUACGUCGUCAUCCCCUGCUCGCUGCAGCCUGGCGAGGCGGCCGACUUCUUGCUGCGCGUCUUCUGCUGCAGCUGCGACAGCAGCGAGUUAACCGAUGAGCUGCAAGAAUGCGGAGCCCCGCAAGAGCCGGUUCUGCGGCAUGAACAGCACGAGAGGCAUCUCCUGCGGACCAUGUGGAGCGAGCUGUUCCAGCAGCACGCGAGCACGGACCAGUCGAUUGGACCCGCCGAACUGCAGGCCGUAUUGUCCAAGGCCGCUUCGAAAUACCCCGCCACCAUAUCGCAGAGCUUCAGCUCCGGAACCUGUCAAAAAAUCAUCAUCCUCCUGAAUAAAAGCGUCUCAAGCAAACUUGCAUCAAGGGAGUUUGAAAUUCUCUCCCACAAGUUCACCCAAAUCCACGAUCUCUACCGUAGAUUUCGCCUCCACGGCAACGCGGCGGCGUCUCUGCAAUCCGUGCACCGGGGCCUCUACAAAGCGGGGCUCCCGGUGUCUGGGGACCUGGAGAAGCAUACCCUGCUCAGGUACCUUGGCGGCAAGAGGAGAAUCGACUUCGAGGAUUUCCUCUGCUGCCUGCUGCACAUCGACGCGCUGUCAGGAACGGUGAAGGCCAUCCUCCAACGGCCGGAUAUACAACCUGAACAGAAGGAGUGGAUGAAGAGGAUAAUGUUCUUUUGAAUCCCGCCGCUCGGAGAGGGCACAGCAAUCCGCUGUGCGCAAAAGAAAAAAAGAAGCCAAGUAGAAUUUACGCUCAUUCCUCUCGCUAGAUCGCGAGCAAGCCCAUUGGCUCAACGCAGUUUCUUUUUAACAAAUGAAGGAAACAGCCUUUUUAGCGUGGAUUACGAAGAGCGAUACUUACAUCCAAGGUUUCAUUUCUCAUGUAGCAUUUUCUGGAGGCCCUCCAAAUCCCCAACCCCCCAUGGGCACAAUCCCCCCUCCCCACCCCUCCCCCAGGAGAGGAAAAUAGCUCAGUCCCGGACAGCUCCGGCUAAAUUUAAGCCCUGCCUUACACGAAUAGACAAGCAAAGAGAUCGUGGUUAGUUUGAUCAGUAGAUAUACUGCGUCGUCAUGCCAGGGUUUCUCUCCGCAGCAUGGAGCGUGAUUUACAUUUGAGGUUGUAGUUCCCGGCAUCGUAUGUAAACGUCGGAACGGGGACGGUGUAAUAAUCCUGUGGGCGAUGCAGGUUUGCGGAACGCGCCUAGGAAACCCGCCGGCUUAAUUCCUGCAUCCAUCCAACACCUCGGCGGGGUUGUUUCACCGACCGUACGGUCACAGGUCAAGGUGCGCACACGUAAAGCAUUGCGGUGCCUGAUCACUGAACGUUUACGUGCACAUUAAAACGUGUCGAUGGCGGUACGAAACCUCGAUCAUUCGUCUGUUUGUUGAAACGAGACAACAAAGCCGAUCUACAGAAUUCUAGUUCCAUUGCCCUCUCAACGCUAAGAUUGGAGAGAACCCAUGAUAAAAUUGACACGUUAGGGGACAACCGACCAUCCGAGGAAGCUGGAUUGAGAAACCACAUAAAUGCGAUGAACCAGAUUCUACGAGAGGCAAAGUCGUAAAAAAAAAUGCAAUUUUAACGUACCUUGGAUUUUUGUCGAAAAGGUGUUUUCAUCUGUAGCAUUGUAAUCGCAGUCGUUUGGUGUAGGCCGGAAGAAGGCGGUGACCUGUGCAGCCGUAUCUUUGGUGUCCCAGAGCCCAGGCUGGGAUCCGCAGUGGUGGAAAACGAGAGAGGUUAUUUAAACAAAUCAACAAAUCGCACGCAAGCUCAAACAAAGCAACGGAAUAAAUAGAGAGAGGGAAAAAAACAGAACAAAUGUAAAACAGCGGAUAGUUUGUCAGUCAAAAAAUAUAUAUGGUGUGGUACAUUAGUGUUCUUACAACCCGAGAGAUUUUGAUUUAAAGCUUUCGUGACUGUAGGGAUUCAUAGUCUUGGUUCUUUCGGUAAGGUCACGUAGAAGGGAAACAAUAAAAUAAUAAAAAUGAGAAUAAAUUGUUUCCCUUCUAUGUGACUUUACCGAAAGAACCAAGAAUAUGAAACCGGGUGAUGCAGUAAUAACAAAAGAUAAAUUGACGUCAUUUAAACACGAUUUAGGAAGAUAGCACAGCUGAGAUUGCACAGCUGAGAUUUCCCUCCCACGGAGGCCACGUGCAGCGACUCUGGAAGGCGCGUUCUGACCGCUCGAUUGGAGACAUUCCAGGCGUAACCAUAACACGGAUGUAGCCAGUUGUAGUCGACGUACCGUCCAGUGGAAAUGAACCAGGAGGGAAUGAUUGAACAACUAAAUUAUGGCUGCAAUUUUAAAAAGGACACAACUGAAAUACACAACGGAGUGUGUGCUUGUGUGUAUAUCUAGGAUAUCUAUUGAAAAAUGUAACAUCACAAUAAAUGAGUGAAAAGGUUAAACGAGCAGGGCAGGUCGCGAGUGCUUUUGGAAAAUUGUCCUGCAAAAUGAAAACGCAACAAUACAGCUGGAGUUUGCAGUGCACGCUAUUUUAAUACCUGUCAUGACAUGGUUUGGAAAAAAAACCACGCGAACACCGACAAAAAAAAUGGUACAAAGGCGCUGCAUAAUAGGUGCACGUUGGGAUUUAUACCGCGGGGACAGAAGAGAGGGAACACGUGGGGGGGGGGGGGGGGUCACAGGGCCAACGCGAAUCAGAGGCGGCGGGCGGAACGUGCCGGGAAGCGAGAGGGGUGGCGGCCACCAGAUAAGACUGGUGACGGAACGGCAGCACGUUCCUUCCCACCGCACCUCCGAUUAAGCACGGUUAGCGACGAGCGGUGCGAUAGAAGUUCAACGUACGUGCAUUCAGUCAGAGUGAUGGCACUUUUUUUUCCGGAUCAAUACAAAAAUGUUUUCCCCCGGAUAAGGAAUUUCGCAUCGAGGCCGCAUCUGCGGGAAUUUCAGAUUAAUACAAACAUUGGGAAAGUAUCCCACCACCCCCCCCCCCUGGUUCUGAGAUGUCUGCAAAUUGCAGGGUGGUGUCCCGUUUACCGCUCAAUCUCGGAAAACGCAAGCGGUUCCACGCCUAUUUUAUUUAGAGGAGGCGUAGCAGAUGCCAUUGUUUUAAAAAAGACAUUCUUACUCACCGCAGAGAACCGGAGCGAUAAUUGGCGCCAAUCGGUGCCACACGCCCUCCUGCAUGGACUUGUGGGAGAGCCUCGGUACUGACAAAAGGGUUAAAUGGGCAACUGCAUGGGAACGCCAGGUGCCUGUCACCGUAGGAGGGGGGUGGUGGUUAUUUUAGAGACAGGCAAAACCCUUUGGGAUAUGAAUUCUCGUGCUCGCAGGGGACCUGCGGUGACACCACGGACACCUGGUGACUGCCAGCUUUGUCCUUUACUGUGCGGGGAUUUUUUGAGUUGCUUCCCCCUCGUCGCCCACGUGGGGUUUCUUCUUCCCCUUCGGAGAGCUUCGGUUUCUUCCCACGUGGGGCGAAUUUGGCGAAAAGGCGCACCAAGUGCACGACCCGCGUGAAGAAAAGCAAUUUUGAGGACUCGUUGAGGCUGUCCUGGGUAAAUAAGAGGGUGGGAGCAUUAUCGCGUGCAGCAUUCGUUUAUGAUCGUUGGUGAACGUUGUUCCAAUGUCGACCGUAAAAGUCUGAUCAAGUCUAUUAGAUCUAUUAACUGCGAGACUGAUUCAAAUAAAAACCACAUUACCAUUU